Messenger RNA from Empidonax traillii (willow flycatcher), 4684 nucleotides. RefSeq names its product alanine aminotransferase 2-like. Gene Ontology annotation, biological process: biosynthetic process. NCBI's taxonomy places the organism in Eukaryota, Metazoa, Chordata, Aves, Passeriformes, Tyrannidae. The transcript is spliced from 11 exons. The record is from RefSeq and is a predicted model, not a curated record. Gene Ontology annotation, molecular function: pyridoxal phosphate binding; L-alanine:2-oxoglutarate transaminase activity. Bases 430 to 2085 code for a protein of 551 amino acids.
AAACCCCGCCAGGCAGCGCGCCCGGCAGCACGGCUGGUGCAAUCACACCUUAGCACGCCCCGGGGCCGGGGCAGGCGUCGGCUGGGAAAAGGAUGGUUUUAGCUGGGACUCUUGCAGAGCAGUAGCUCGGGGACUUCUGUCGGGGACGGGAGGGAUUGCGGCGCUGUUCGGAUGCAAUGGUGGGACCUAUUGCUCUCGCGGUGGCAUCGCAACACUGCAAGAUCGGUUGUAUCCAUUGCAAUUAAGUUUGCGGGAUCUGGACAUGAGAGGACCUAGCGUGGACGUGUAACUGUGCCAGCUCUUCGACGUUUCUUCUGACUGCACCUCCUGCUCGUGUGCCUCCUUCCCAGCGCCUGGUUCCGACCGCGGAACACACCGAUCCUCAGCGCUCGCAUCCUGAGUCUCUCUUUGGGGAGUACCCGGAGGACCAUGUAUCGGUUUGCCUUGGUUGCCAGGCAAGCUGGGGCCCCCCUGUGCGGCCGCGGGCCGGGGGGCAGCCGGGGCGGAGGGUCGGACACGGCCCUGCUCGGCGCCGCUUCGGUGGCGGCGGGGCGGCAGCCGCGGGGACCCCGCCGGGACAGCACCGUGCGCUGGAGCAGCGCUGCCAAGGCCUCCGCCGUGAACAUCAACGAGAAGGCGAGCAGGGAGAAGAUCCUCACGCUGGAGUCCAUGAACCCGCUAGUGAAGGCGGUGGAAUAUGCGGUGCGGGGCCCUAUCGUCCUGAAAGCCGGGGAGAUCGAGAAGGAGCUGCGGAAGGGAAUCAAAAAACCUUUUACUGAAGUAAUUAAAGCCAACAUUGGAGAUGCACAUGCAAUGGGACAGAGGCCCAUCACCUUCCUCCGUCAGGUGGUGGCCCUGUGUACAUACCCAAACCUGCUGGACAGCCCAAGUUUUCCAGAAGAUGCCAAAAAGCGAGCCAGACGGAUCUUGCAGGGAUGUGGAGGAAACAGCUUAGGAUCCUACACUGCCAGUCAAGGUAUAAACUGUAUCCGUGAAGAUGUUGCUUCAUAUAUUGAGAGAAGAGAUGGAGGGGUUCCUGCAGACCCAGAUAACAUUUAUCUCACCACUGGGGCAAGUGAUGGGAUUUCCGCAAUUUUAAAGAUCCUGAUCUCAGGAGGUGGAAAAUCCCGAACAGGAGUGAUGAUUCCUAUACCACAGUAUCCCUUAUAUUCAGCAGCCAUAUCUGAGCUCGAUGCUAUCCAGGUGAACUACUAUUUGGAUGAAGAAAGAUGCUGGGCUCUAGAUGUGAAUGAACUUCGCCGUGCCUUGAAUGAAGCCAAGGCAUAUUGCAACCCAAAAGUCCUCUGCAUCAUCAACCCUGGAAAUCCCACAGGACAGGUGCAAAACAGAAAGUGCAUUGAAGAUGUGAUACACUUUGCCUGGGAAGAGAAACUUUUUCUUCUGGCUGAUGAGGUUUACCAGGACAAUGUGUACUCUGAAGGAUGCCAGUUCCAUUCUUUCAAAAAGAUUCUGUAUGAGAUGGGACCCGAGUACUAUAACAAUGUUGAGCUGGCCUCUUUUCACUCCACCUCUAAGGGAUACAUGGGCGAAUGUGGCUACAGAGGAGGUUACAUGGAGGUGAUUAACUUGCACCCAGAAAUCAAAGAACAGCUUCUUAAGCUGCUUUCUGUUCGCCUUUGUCCCCCAGUCUCAGGACAAGCUGCAAUGGAUAUUGUAGUGAAUCCUCCAGUACCUGGAGAAGAAUCUUAUGCACAGUUCAUAAAGGAGAAAGAGUCUGUUCUGAACAAUCUUGCCGAAAAAGCCAAACUGACAGAAGACUUGCUUAACAAGAUACCAGGACUUCACUGCAACCCUCUUCAGGGAGCUAUGUAUGCUUUCCCACGGAUCUUUAUUCCUUCCAAAGCCAUUGAGAAAGCAAAGGCUCAUAAAAUGGCACCUGAUAUGUUCUACUGCAUGAAACUUCUGGAAGAGACUGGAAUAUGUGUUGUACCUGGGAGUGGAUUCGGCCAAAGAGAAGGAACCCACCAUUUCAGAAUUACCAUUCUUCCUCCAGUAGAGAAGCUGAAGAUCCUACUGGAGAAAGUGAAAGACUUCCACAUAAAGUUUCUUGAAAAAUAUGCAUGAAACUACUGUGGCUUUUCCUCCCUCGUCCCCUCCCCUUCAAGGCAAAUGAAGACAAUGAACAAAGAUGUGCUGAGAAUGUGCUGUUCAUCUAAUUUACAUAAAUUCAAAAUAGAACCAGUCUCAGAUACUGCUACAGCUUAUUGGACUGUUAAAGUUAAUGUCUGGUAUAGAAGACAUUGUUACAUAAACUUGAUUUUAAGGGGAAGGGAAAGAAAGUGAAGGAAGCGGUGAGAAGAAAGAGUCAGUUAAUGUUUUUGUGCCUUGAUUGGAAAUUACAUUGUGAAUUUUGGACUCAAUAGGUUGGGAAAGGGAAUUGCUCACUAAAAUUAUUACUGUUAUGUGGGGUUUUUUUACAGAACAGAAAUGCAAAGAUCAAUCGUUUAGCUAGGAAAAUGUCCCAUCCUAAAAUUCUACUAAACAAAAAUUCAAACCCCUACAUUAUAGGUAUUGUUUGGUUUAAUUUUUGUUUUUGUUGUUGUUAAUUAUGAAAUGUUCUCUAGAUCUGAUUAAGCAUGUAGGUACAUCAUGCUUAUUAAAAAAAUUUUUGGCACUUGUGUGCAGAUACCUUUGGAAUUCUGCAGAAAGGAAAUCCUGCCAUCACAGCAUAAUCAGGAUGGAAUAUACAGUUUUGAUCAGAGAAGUGAAUAUGGUGUCUGCUUGGACCCUAUUUUUUUGAAACUGAAACGUAAUGAGGAAUAUUUUCUUCUUCUUCAUGUGCUGUUCAACACAAAAUCCCAGCACAAGAGUGCUGAACAUUUCCUCUCAUUACAAUUCCACGAGUCUCCUGUUAGCUCUCAUCUCUUACACAUGUGGAACAUAGUAAGGUAUUGUUUCAAAGCAGAUGUGAGCACAGUCAGUCUUUUGAAGUAGGGUAAGACACAACACACUUCCAGAAGCGCUCUGUCCAUGGAGAAUGUUUGUUUGGAAUCACGUCAGAGACCUGCGGUGUGGCCCAAAUCCAGCUUGAACUGGCAAAGACCAACACAUGUUGUUACCAGGGGAAAUGCUGAGGGGGAUUUCUAAUGAAGGGAAAGGUGUUUAAAGGAAAAUGUCUUGCACCAAGCAUAAAGAGAAUGGUAGUACAGCUGACACUUAAAUCUUCCACUGGCUGAAUGACCCUGAGUGCUUAUUAAAGCCCAGCUCAACAAGGUUGCUGUCUAGGAGUACAGCUUUUUUGACUCCACUGAUCUGUGCCAGUUUCCCUGCAAAACAAAGGACAGCUUCUGUUUCUGUAGAGCUGGAAGCUGGACACCUCCUGCUGGCUCUGAUAAAGGGCUAAAGGAACAGAGCUUCCAGUAUUCAGAUGUGAAAGCAUUAGCAUUUGUCAGGCUUCGCCUCAGCAUUUACAGAGUUUAUUCAUUAAGGAUAUCACAUUUAAUCUAGUAGUUAAUUUUAAGUUACCAUAUAAAAGUAAACUCAUUUUCAUGUCUAUUAGCACUUUGUUAGGCUGCCUUUGUAGCUGGUUCAACAUCCUAUGCUGAUACAAGUUACUAAAUCCAAGGGCUACAGAAUCACCGUAUGGAUAAACCUGUGCCAAUUUAUUACAUGUGGAAGACGAGAGGCGUUGCCAGGAACUUUCCUUGCAACAGCAACCACCAGUCUAUGAUACAGCAUUAGCUCCCAGUUCCUUGCUGAAGUCUGUGAGAGGAAUUUAGUCCUCAAUCACCUGCCAGUGGUCCCAGGUUCAUGAAUGAAAAUGUCACGCUGCUAAAGAGUCACUGUGGAGGCUUGGAGAGAAAAAAAUCAUACUUUUAUCCUUGGAGAAAUGCACUUGUGGGAGGACAGCAGACUGAGAAUACUUAUGCUGCUACUAUCCAUUGAUAAAAACAACCUUUUAUUUGUUGGUAUCCUUAAUAUGCACUAAUAAAACAAAUCCAGAAAUCAAAACUGUAGUAGGAGAUCAGAAUAUUGAUGUGAAAAUAAGACAAACAGCACUUUCCUAUUCUGGGAAUGUGUCCAAGUGAGAUCUGGCUUUGGACUCAUAACGCAGCGUAGAUUGAAGCUAAGAUCUAACAAUGGGCGUUAGAAUAUUUUUUUAUAUUUUUGUAACUACAGCUUUUUCAUGGGGUAGUAUUUGUAAUCUAAUAAGUCAAUAGAUUUUAUAUUUGCCUUGCAUUUGCACCUGAUACUUCUGGAAAAAAAUGUAAAGGUUUACAAGUUUCUAAUGAUAAUUUACAGGUGUGAAAGGCUUUUUGUUUUAAGUCAAGACAGCAAUUCUUAUACUUUUAAAUCAAAAUAUAAUGACAUAAACUGAGUUUUUUCUAAACAUUCUAUUAUGGUGCCUUUUAUGUUUGUGACAUUAUAAGGGAUAACAAUUUGUUCUUGAUGCAUCUCAUGUGGAAGGGUGGUGAUUUCUAUUGUCCAUCCACAAUAUUUGUAUGUAUUGUGAUAAGGUUAAUGUGCAUUUUUGUGGAACAAUGCUGUAAAGCUAAGAAAAGAGGCUAAUUUUCCAUGUCUUUGAAGUCUUUCAUUAAUAACAGACAAUCCUUACUUUCAGAUGCAUGCUUCUAGGUUUGAUCUUCCUACAGGUGCUCCUUAUAACAGUACUUCAGAUGUAUGAGACUUCCAAAUAAUAAAGCACAUGUUAAAAAAAGGGUAA